Messenger RNA from Dermacentor andersoni, 2932 nucleotides. RefSeq names its product nuclear receptor dissatisfaction (gene dsf). The record is from RefSeq and is a predicted model, not a curated record. Gene Ontology annotation, biological process: regulation of DNA-templated transcription. Gene Ontology annotation, molecular function: zinc ion binding; DNA-binding transcription factor activity; sequence-specific DNA binding. NCBI's taxonomy places the organism in Eukaryota, Metazoa, Arthropoda, Arachnida, Ixodida, Ixodidae.
GCCAGUUUUUCGGGAAGGCAGGUUUCUCCCCCGGGCUGGUGUGGUGGCUCGGCUUGGCUCUAUCGAGAGUCACUCGGGGCCAUCCGAACCGCGAGUCGCCGGUCGUCGGAACGGCGAGACUUUGGAACGUAUGCCUUCACCUUCGCGAGGCUACCAGAGCUGCCACUGUGGGCCGCUCACGCAUUUUUGUGCACCGCGUCCGUCUUCGGGCCAUCGUCGCCUCCUUGCUCCCCCUAAUGACCCGCGCGUGACCGUGUCGCAGUGAAAGUGAGCUGGUUGCUCGCCGCGCGACGUAGCCGAGGCCUCCGAAAGUCACAGUGUUCGACAGGAAAGCGCCGCAACCGGCCCAGACCACCGCCAACACGGAGGAUUUACGGGUCACAUCGCCGCUGGAGAAUAGAGUUCACUGGCCCUGGGCUCGGUUGGGCCCGCACCUGCCGACCAAAUGUGACUCCACAAUGGAAAAGCGGGAUCGCCUCCUGGACAUUCCUUGUAGAGUCUGCGGCGACAGGAGCUCAGGGAAGCACUACGGAAUAUACAGCUGCGACGGUUGCUCGGGCUUCUUCAAGCGCAGCAUCCACCGCAAUCGGGUUUACACGUGCAAGGCCCAGGGCGAGCUGAAGGGCAAGUGCCCCAUCGACAAGACCCACAGGAACCAGUGCCGGGCCUGCAGGCUAAGGCGGUGCUUUGAGGCCAGCAUGAACAAGGACGCAGUGCAACACGAACGUGGGCCAAGGAAACCCAAGGUCAAGGAGUCUGGCGGCGAUCCUACGGGACACGGAGUAAAGGUACCGCACCCGGCGGCUGGCGGUGGUGGUCUAUUGCUGUCGGGGUUGUCCUUCCCAUCGGGAAAGCCGCCGCCCCCACCGGCGCCUCCGCAGCCUCCCAUGUCGGGCCACUUCGACCCUUCGGCGGCCGUCAUGACCGCAGCCGUGUCCUCUUCGCCCGGCGGCGACGGCGGGCCCCCUUCGUCGCCGAUGUUCCCUAAGGACGGCUUGAUCGGCUCCGCGGGUCUCCUGCAGAUGCUGCUGAACGCGGAACGCUCCCAGGAACUCAUCUGGAACAGCGCGAGGAUGGGAGGCGGCGGUGGUGGUGGAGGCACCGGCGCGAACAACGCUUUCGGCGGUCCACCUUCCGGGCUGUCGGCCAAGCUCGGUACCGAAGGCGGCCUGUCCGCCUUCUCACUGCUCUCAUCCACCACGCACCCGUUCGGUUCGCUGGAGGAGGCGGUCCUCCGCCAGCGACUGCAGGGCUCCGGAGUGACGCAGCCAUGCCCCUGGAGCAGCACUGGGGGAGGAGGGUCGGUGCAAGAGGUCACGGCCAGGUUGCUCUUCAUGGUCAUCCGCUGGGUGAAAUGUCUGCCAACGUUCCAGACGCUAUCCAAAAGCGACCAGGUUACACUGCUGGAGGAGUCGUGGAAGGACCUGUUCCUCCUCUACAUGGCCCAGUGGUCGGUGGCAGCCGACAUCGUCUCUUCGCUGCCGGGCCUCAAAGGGGGUGGUGGCCCUUCGCCAACGGCCGCCGCUUCGUUGCGUCUGCACCAGUCGGACGGCCUGGAUGGCCCACCGUCGUCGCCCCAGCACGCCGCCGAACUGCACUACAUCCAGGACGUGAUGCGUCGACUGAGGCAGCUCUCGCCGGAUGACACCGAGUGCAGCUGCCUCAAGGCGGUCGUACUGUUCAAGCCUGAGACUAUCGGCCUGUGCGACGUGCACCCGGUGGAGAUGCUGCAGGAUCAGGCGCAGUGCGUACUGGGCGACUACAUCCGACACAAGCACCCGCGCCAGCCAACCCGCUUCGGCCGCCUACUGCUGCUGCUGCCCAUCCUGCGGGCCGUGUCGGCGGCCACUGUCGAGCGGCUCUUCUUCCGGGACACCAUCGGCAACAUCCCCAUCGAACGCAUCCUAGGGGACAUGUACAACAUGGAGAAAGUCGACUGAAGUACGCGUUUCAGGGCAUGCUGCGAAAAAAUGCCUCCGUGACCCCCGCCCGACAGAAGCAGGAACCAGUAUUCUCAGUGGCAAUGAGGCAAACGCUGCUCACACCGAAUGGAUAUUCCAUGCACCAGCGUUCCGAAGGGACGUCCGACCAACUGCAUCGCAGCAGCAGCAGCGCGAAGCUGGUUGAAACGUGCCAACGGAGCAUUUACUUAUUGAGGCAGCAUUCGUUUGUAGUGAACUUAUGUCAAACGUUACCUCUUCCGGGUGUGACAUUGGUUCGUCGGUCACAGCAACUGAAUCGCUAAAUGCCGCCAUCUCAAACGGUCACAUGUACACGAAUGAACGAAGCCAGUGAGAGUUCCACAGCAAGCUCGCUGCCUGUCAGAACUCCUUCGAGUAUCCUGAGCGUCAUCAUCAAUGUUUCAAGAUGCCCAGUUUAACUUGAACUUUGUUCAUGAAUGCAAUUAUUGUGUACACGCGAGUGGCAGGAAGUCAGAGACUGGGCAACCUCGUAUGAAGGGUCAUUUUGGAAGAAUAUAAAGAACUGACCUCGAGUGCUAACGACGGAGGCAGCGCCGCGUGACACUUAGACAACUGUAAUCACAAUUUGUGUAUCUAAAGCAGCGAGGAAACACACAAGCUGCAUUGGUGGCAUCCGUGAUCAUUUGCUCCGGUUUGAGAAGAUUAAUUAGGCCAGGUAAACGAAUGAAGCCGGAAGACGACGAAGAACGAAGACGACGUUCACUUGCAGCCGGUUCGGAAUCAGCACCAACAUAAUUUCGGACAAAUUUCAGCGUUGCGUAUCACGAGCUUUACAAAUGCCUCACUUACAAGUCACAUUUGAAGUGGGUUUUCGUAUCGUGAAACACCCACACAAGGACAACUAUACGACCCGCUGCUACCGUUAUGCGCAGCAGAGCUGGAAAUAUUCAGAGCUGGGCCGCUGGUGCGUUACUAGAAGGAGAAUAAAAUGUGCGUGCGUAUGUGCUUUA